Molecule: messenger RNA, 1118 nt
Organism: Drosophila yakuba
Lineage: Eukaryota; Metazoa; Arthropoda; Insecta; Diptera; Drosophilidae
Product: salivary glue protein Sgs-3-like
Exons: 2
Coding region: 64-927 (287 amino acids)
Source: RefSeq, a predicted model, not a curated record
GGAUUCCCCAUGAAAGAUAUCAGUUUGUGUCCCCAAUUCUACUGAGUCAGGCAACUGAGUAACAUGAAAGUGACAAUUGCCUACGCUUUUGCGAGCAUCUUGCUCCUUGGCUUCGCCAAUAUCGCCAACGGUUCGGAUUGUGGUUGCCCCACGACCUCUCCCAAGCCCUGCCCAACAACGGCACCGACUUGUGCGCCAACUACAACCACAACAACAACAACUACUUGUGCGCCACCCACAACAACAACGACAACUACCACUUGUGCGCCACCCACAAGGCCACCUCCAUGCACUGAAGCCACCACAACCACUAAAAAGCCAACAGUAAAAACCACCACAACAACCAGGAAGACAACGGUGAAAGCCACCACAAGGAAACCCACCAAAACGACCAGAAAGACAACAGUAAAAGCCACCACAAGGAGGCCCACCAAAACAACCAGAAAGACAACAGUAAAAGCCACCACAAAGAAGCCCACCACAACAACUAAACGUACAACAACUAAACGUACAACAACUAAGCGUACAACACCAAAGACCACCAAAACAACUAAACGUACAACAGUAAAAGCCACCACUACUAAACGUACAACACCAAAGACCACCAAAACAACUAAACGUACAACAGUAAAAGCCACCACAACUAAACGAGCAACACCAAAGACCACCACAACUAAACGUACAACAACUAAACAUACAACAACUAAACCAAAGACCACAACCACAACUAAACGUCCAACACCAAAGACCACCACAAGAAAACCCACCAAUAAGCCAUGUGGCUGCAAGCCCUGCGGCCCUGGAGGUAAACCCUGCGAUGGAUGUCCUAAGAGGGAUGCACUGUGCCAGGAUCUUGUCGGCAUGACUCGCCAGCUCGAGCGCAGGAUCCGCCAGUGCGUCUGCGGUGAAAAGCAAUGGAUGUUGUAAAGCGACGAGGGAUCUUUCGAUCCACUCCCAUACUAAUCGAUGUGAUUUCACCCCUGCGAAAUGUAUUUGGUAGGGAAGACAGACCAGGAUUUUCUAUAAACCCACUAGCCACAGUUUUUGUUUCUGUCCUUAUUGUACUAAUUGUUUCUGUCAAUUCUCUUGACAUUAUAAAAUAAAUAAAGAUUUUAUUG